Linum trigynum is the source of this 2860-nucleotide messenger RNA. The record is from the annotation of a GenBank genome assembly. Lineage: Eukaryota; Viridiplantae; Streptophyta; Magnoliopsida; Malpighiales; Linaceae.
CCGGGCAAAAGAGGACUAAAACGAUUGGACCUUUAACCCUCAACCCACUUAAUCCACCGGACCAACGGGCUAAACCGGGUUGACAAGCUUUAAUAAUUUGAAAUUCAUAUAUUCUAAAAAUUUUGGGUUCACAUUUUUAUGAUUGAGUCCAAUCAAUCAAUAAUUGUGGACUUUCAGAGAGUGGUUGAAAUUCAAAAGUCAGUCUUCAAGGUUCUUUCGUGAUAGACAAGUUUUUGCGUUUAUUUAUUGUUGGGUCGAAGAAAGAGAAAGGGAAACAGAUGGAUGAUGGGAUUGUGUCUAUUAAUUAUUGGUAGUUGCAGAUGGAGAAGAUCAGCUACAAAAUAAGGGUAAAUGCAAUUUGUUAAAACGUAUAUACUAUAUAGUACGCAUGCAUGUUUGAUGUGAAUAAUAGUAGAGGGAUAGAUUUAGUAACACAGAAAAUGAAACAAGUUAUUGCCAAAUCAACAGCUUUGACUCGAAGACGAUGACUCGCUUCUUCGUGUGAGAAAGGAAUUCAUGUUGUGCCGCCAGAGAUCUGGAGAGCAAAGACGAAAGUAUACACCACGAGUUUGUGAAUGGGGAAUGUGAAUUAGAUCAUCAAAUCACGCGCUUGGGGCUAAAUAAAAAAGGAUAGGAGGUUAGUUAGAUGACUAAUGAUAUUGAAUUUGUCAAUUUGGUACAUAGGAGAUCUCGAACGUCGGCUUAGGAAACAAAGAAAUGAAGGGAGAGAAGAAGAUAUAGACUCUUUUAUUAACAACUAAUCGAGUGUAUGAGGUUGGAUAAACGAUGCAUUCAUUUUUUUCCUUUAAAAAAUUCAAUAAAAAAUUAAAAACGAUAUCUUAAACUUUGGUGGGUUUCUAUUCAACUUUUGAAAUCUGUUUCUUUUUCGGGCCUAAUUAGUUUAUUUAAACCUAUUAAAAUAAUUUUAUUUUAAUUUUCCCGCUGAAUUGUUGUAAUAUUUUGGGCUAAUACCACUAGGAAACCUAAACUAUUAAGAAUGUGUCAUUUGUGUCCUAAAUAUCCAAUAUGACAUUUGUGUCAUAAACAAUUUUUCCGUUAGAGUUGACCGGCCUUGACCGUUAGUUUUUAACAGAAAGUAUAGUCAGCGCUGAUGUGACAUAUGACAUGAAAUUUUAAAUUCAAUUUUUAUUCAAUAAAAUAAUUAAAAUUACAAAAAUAACAAUAGUUAAAUCUCCCGGCCCUCUUUCCCUUUCCCUCUCCCAUCUCCCAUUUCACAGUCGCAAAUACCGAGCUUCUUCCGAUAGACUAUGGUGGAACCACGGAGAAAUCGAACGACGACAAACACAUCUUUCGCAAAUCCGCCAUGGAAAUCUUAAGCACGAUGGGUGAUUUAGGGAUUGGAGGAGUUCGAUUGGAAUUUUGAAUUGAAUCUAAAGGCGACAGAGCCGAGAUUGGAGGAGUUUGAUUGGAAUUUUGAUCUGAAUUUGAAGGCGACGGAGCUGACCUGGAGUUGUAGGGCCGAAUUGAAGUGGUGGUUGCCGAAGAUGGAUUAUUCGCCGUUCGAUAUUUGUCUCUCCUCGUCCAAGUCGCCGGACCAAGUAUGCUUUGCGGAGCUGGUGCUGAAAAUCCGGAGAAGAUGUCGAUUGGAGUCUAAAUUUAUAAGACGUCGACUAGAGCAGGGAACACCGCUGGAGAAAAUGUCGACUGGAUCUGGGAAAGCCGCUGGAGAAGAUGACACCUGGAGCUCGAAACGUCGUUGGAGAAGACUUCGAUUGGAGCUGGGAGCUCUGCCGGAGAAGACGACCUCGAUUGGAGCAAGGUAGCCGGAGAUUGGUGAGGAAGCCGGAGGCCGCCGAAGAAGAUGUGCAAAAUUCAAAACCCACCAGAUCUGCAAAAUUCGAAGUUGGAAUGGCUAUCAAAUUUCAUGGAGGAAUCAUUCUGAAGCUAGUAUAUGCAAAAGCUGCAGAGUCGGAUGACUCUCGACGAUGAGAACGAAGAAGGAGAUGAAGGACAACAGGUAAGUUUAGAUUUUAUAAUUUAAGUUUUCCUUUGUAAUUUAUAUUUUAAUUGUUAAUUUUAAUUAAAAAUAAAAACCUGAUGUGGCAGCUGACGUGGCGCAUACGUGGCUGCCACAUAAGUGCCAUGUAACAGACAGUCAACAUUUUAUGGUUGACCGUUUGGUCAACCGUUAUCUAUAACGGUCAACAAAAUUGUCAGGACGUAAAUGACACACAACUAUCAUAUGUCAUGACACAAAUGUCAUAUUGGAUACUUUAGGACAUGACUCACUCCUACUGUCACUCUAGAAAUUGGCCAAGUGUAACCACUUCCUAAAGCGUAGUAUAGCGGGUUUGGGUUUUAAUGUCAACCCGGGUCCUAGAUUUGAUGACUACUCAGUGAAUUCUUGUUAUCUAGCAAUGAAACUUUAGUGAAAGUCUAAACUAACAAACAAACAAAGCAACUAAACGGUUGUAUUCAAGUUAAGAGAGGUCACCCGGAUAUGGUUCCCCCUAGACUGCAGUUAAGCCGGAUUGUAAUUACCAAGUUCAGUUUCUAUGAUAGUUAUACUGUGGAAGGUUCUUAAACAGCCUGAAGUCUCGACUAAAGGUCUUCAGACCCUCUCAAUCUGAGUCUCUAGCGGGCGACUAACCUCCACCGGAGUAAACAGAUUGAGGCCCUAACGAACAAAACCUCCACUACCGAAGUAAAUUCAGUACAGAAUAGUGAGUUGGCUCCUCGACUAAAGUCACCAACUCCCAACCUUCAAUCAAGGAUGCUCUAUCAACCUAGGCAGAUAUUCUCAUUCUAGGUUAAAGCAGAAACAACAGGAAUUUGAUCAGGAUUCAUGCCAUUCAAUCAUUCAAACCUCAAUUGAAUAUAAUCAAAUCAUAGAAUCAGU